Messenger RNA from Macrobrachium nipponense, 525 nucleotides. RefSeq lists its product as uncharacterized. Bases 1 to 525 code for a protein of 174 amino acids. The record is from RefSeq and is a predicted model, not a curated record. The transcript is spliced from 2 exons. Lineage: Eukaryota; Metazoa; Arthropoda; Malacostraca; Decapoda; Palaemonidae.
AUGUCAGCUGGUGAAAAAGAAAACUUUGAAGUUAGUGUUGGAUUACACCAGGGGUCAGCAUUAAGCCCAUUUUUGUUUGUGCUGGUCAUGGAUACGUUAAUUGAAAAGAUCAGGAAUGAAGAGCUGUGGGAGUUGUUGUACGCUGAUGAUCUGGUGAUUACUGCCAAAAUCGAGGAAGACCUAAAGAGAGGUGGCUUGAAGAUGAAUGUGAAUAAAACAGAAGUUUUGGUGAGCAGUAGGGAAGAUAGAGGCAGAAUAGUAAUGCAAGAAAGAAGAGGCUCAGUUAUAAAACAAGUGGAAAAGGGUAAAUACUUAGGAUCUACUUUAAGCCAAGUGGGAGGGUGUGAAACGGAAGUUGACAGUAGGAUAAAAGUUGUGGGGGAAGUGAAGAAAGGUAGCUGUAGUUUGUUAAAAGAAAAUACCAAUCAAGAUAUGCUUGUUGUGAGGAGAUCAGCCGGCCAGGCAAGAUGGAUGGCAUGUGGGACCUACGGAGUGCUAAAGGAUUCAUCCCGACCUAUCACCUAG